AUGACUUCGCCAAACCGGCCUUGGCUUAGCCAUGACGAUAGUUACUACCAUUCUUCCUUGCAUACGCGGACAAACACCCUGACAUCACUGAUCCGGACCCGAUCUCAACAAAGCCUAACAAGUCCACGGCCAGCACCUCCGACGCCGCGCCAUCUCGUAGACGAUGAGGAGACAGGGUCCAUGCGCAAUUCCUGGAUGCGCAACGAAGAUGAAGACAUCGAGAGACUCUUGCGGGAUGAGAGUCGAUUGUCACAAAUUCUUCUUGGCCCGCAGGCGCGGAGCUUGAAGCUCAUUGGGAGAAGUAACCCGCGAUAUCGCUGGGAACAGUAUUGGAAGACAAAGGAACAGCUCAAUGACAUGAAGAAGCCUAUCUGUGAAUUUUACCAGAGAACGAAUUCUCUGAUCCAGCAAUACAUGUAUAUUGACUGUCUUCUCGACUCUUCUAUCCCCCACGAGUUGUUGAAUGAGUAUGCCAACGAAUUAGAGGCUUCAGCUUUUAAGCCUGUUGAUAUCCCUGAUACUAUAGCUGAAGAAACCCCCCAAGCCUCAUAUCAAACUCAAUCACACCUGAACCAGAUCGCCGGGUCAUAUGGCUCGAUUAACAACUUUGCCAGCGGACACAAUAGUAGCUCAUCAUCUACACUCAAAACAGCACACGAGGAUGACGAGGAAGCUGGCCCGCAACCAAAUCUUCCGUGGCUGGAAGACGCUGAUCUGGACCAUGACGACCCUAUUGUGGCCUUGGCUAUUUGGAUCAACCUGAUCGCGAACGUUAUUCUCCUGGCAGGUAAAAUUGCCGUCAUCAUCUCAGUCCCAUCCAUGUCCGUUCUCGCGGCUCUAGUUGACGCAGUUCUCGAUUUGCUGAGUACUGCCAUCGUCUGGACUACAACCCGGCUGAUAUCAUCAAGCCAACGGGAUCAGCAUAACUAUCCUGUUGGACGAUCACGACUUGAACCUCUCGGGGUGCUGGUUUUCUCGGUCAUCAUGGUAACCUCUUUCUGCCAAGUCAGCCUGGAAUGUAUCCAGCGACUUGCUGGACCAGACCACCAAGUCCUCCAAUUAGGCCUGCCAGCCAUCAUUAUCAUGAUAACGACUAUUGUAAUCAAGGGUGGCUGUUGGCUGUGGUGCCGCCUCGUCAAAAAUUCAAGUGUCCGAGCCCUAGCUGAUGAUGCAAUUACGGAUGUCAUAUUUAAUAUUGGCUCCAUCUUGUUUCCCCUGGUUGGCUUCUAUGGCCGAAUCUGGUGGCUCGACGCUUCCGGUGGUCUUCUCCUUUCCCUCGUUGUCAUCAUCAUCUGGAGCCGCACCUCGGCUCAACACAUCCGCAACCUAACCGGCUUCUCUGCCCAACCUGAUGAGCGAAACCUGCUUCUCUAUCUCACCAUGCGCUUUGCCACCGCCAUCCGCCAGAUUCAAAACCUGCGCGCGUAUCACGCGGGUGACAAGCUCUUCGUGGAGGUGGAUAUUGUGCUCUCAGCCAACACACCGCUUAAGGAUAGCCAUGACUUGAGUGAGGUGCUGACCUAUUUCCUCGAGUCGGUGCCCAUUGUAGACCGGGCGUUUGUUCACGUAGAUUACUUGAGCUAUAAUGCGCCAACGCACAUGCUCAAACAACCUGCUUCAUGA
Trichoderma breve is the source of this 1623-nucleotide messenger RNA. Its product is annotated as cation efflux family domain-containing protein. The transcript is spliced from 7 exons. Gene Ontology annotation, molecular function: monoatomic cation transmembrane transporter activity. NCBI's taxonomy places the organism in Eukaryota, Fungi, Ascomycota, Sordariomycetes, Hypocreales, Hypocreaceae. The record is from RefSeq and is a predicted model, not a curated record. The coding region runs from base 1 to 1623 and encodes 540 amino acids. Gene Ontology annotation, cellular component: membrane. Gene Ontology annotation, biological process: monoatomic cation transport; transmembrane transport.